Molecule: messenger RNA, 2006 nt
Organism: Anastrepha obliqua
Lineage: Eukaryota; Metazoa; Arthropoda; Insecta; Diptera; Tephritidae
Gene: ScpX
Product: sterol carrier protein 2
Exons: 5
Coding region: 179-1813 (544 amino acids)
Molecular function (GO): acyltransferase activity, transferring groups other than amino-acyl groups
Source: RefSeq, a predicted model, not a curated record
AUCUUUUUUAUCAGUGCGAGUUACAUUCAGUACAUAGUUCAUUGUAUUUGAUCCGUGGAAUCUGUGGUGGUCUUAUAUUUGCCACGAAGUGGUUGUCUGAUAAAGUACUACGAAUCAGCUGAGUAGAAAUUUUCAUCAAAUUAUUUCCACACAAAAUCUAAAAACAGUGUAAUUAAAAAUGACGAAAACUAGAGUGUACGUAAUUGGUGUGGGCAUGACCAAGUUCGAGAAACCCGGUCGCCGCGCAGAUGUAUGUUACCCAGAUAUGGCAAAAGAAGCUGUCACUAAAGCUUUGCAGGAUGCCAAACUUUCCUACUCAGAGAUACAGCAAGCCACCGUCGGCUACGUAUAUGGUGAUUCAACUUGUGGCCAACGAGCUUUAUAUGGCAUUGGUAUGACCGGUAUUCCAAUAUAUAAUGUUAACAACAAUUGCUCGACUGGCUCUAGUGCACUCUAUUUGGCCAAGCAGAUUAUUGAGUCAGGAAAUGCUGAUUGCGUGCUCGCAUUGGGCUUUGAAAAGAUGGAGCGGGGCUCAUUAUCAGCUAAGUACUUUGAUCGUGCCAAUCCCAUGGAACGUCACAUCACCGAAAUGGCGGAACUUACCGAAAUUGGCAGCGGUCCAAUGGCAGCGCAAAUCUUUGGUAAUGCUGGCAAGGAGCAUAUGAAGAAGUAUGGAACAAAGCCAGAGCACUUUGGCAAGAUCGCUUGGAAGAAUCACAAACAUUCAGUUAAUAAUCCCUACUCCCAGUUUCGCGAUGAAUAUACGCUGGAUCAAAUUAUGCGUUCGCCGCAGGUGGUAGAGGGUGUGCUUACGAAGCUGCAAUGUUGCCCCACCUCGGACGGAUCUGGUGCUGCAAUUUUAGCAUCCGAGCAAUUUGUGCGCCGUCAUGGCUUGGAGGCCCAAGCUGUGGAAAUAGUUGCCAUGGAAAUGGCUACCGAUCCCGAGUCGACUUUUGCCGACAAGAGCUUGAUGAAAAUUGCUGGUUACGACAUGACGCGUUUAGCUGCGCAACGCAUUUUUGCGAAAACUAACUACAAACCGCAGGAUGUAAAUGUAGUUGAAUUGCACGACUGCUUUUCAGCUAAUGAACUAAUCACCUACGAAGCAUUAGGUUUGUGCGAAGAAGGCAAAGCUGGCGAAUUCAUUGACCGCGGUGAUAAUACAUACGGUGGUAAAUACGUUGUGAACCCUAGCGGCGGUUUGAUUUCUAAGGGACAUCCCUUGGGUGCCACCGGUCUGGCUCAAUGCUCCGAACUGUGCUGGCAGUUGCGUGGUUUGGCUGAAAAACGACAAGUGCCUGGUUGCAAGCUGGCAUUGCAACACAAUUUGGGCUUAGGUGGCGCAGUUGUUCUUGCUCUGUACCGGUUGGGCUUUCCAGCAGCGGCAAACCUUAGCCGCAAUUUAACUGCAGCUAGUAAGUUUGCUGCUAACGCGGAGGGAUUCAAAGUGACGCCACUGCUGAAGCUUUUAGAAGUUGCCAUGCACGAAGAUCAAGACAACCUAAUCGAAAAGGUGCGCGCUGUGUACGGCUUCAAAGUAACAAAUGGGCCAAAUGGGCAAAUUGGCUUUUGGGUCAUUAACGCUAAGGAGGGUAAAGGCAAGAUUACCUUCAAUGGGAGUGACAAAUGUGAUGUUACAUUCACCAUCAACGAUGAUGAUGUUACCGAACUGAUCACCGGAAAAUUACCGCCGCAAAAGGCAUUUUUCCAGGGCAAGAUUAAAAUUCAAGGCAAUAUGGGCCUGGCAAUGAAACUUUUGGAAUUGCAGCAAUCGGCCCAAUCGCGCAUUGACACGCUACGUGCGAAGCUAUAAGACUUCACACAUUUUGUGGAUAUUUCACAAAUUUGAUUUUUCUUUAAUAAUCUGAUUUUGGGGUUUAUUAUUGGUUAUAAGGGUUUAAAUCAAUUAUAAAAUCAGUAAUUGGAUGCAAUGUAUGAUAAUUAUCUAGUAUAUUAGUAAGUUUUUUCGUUUUGUAUUGAACACUUUCCAUUUUUAUAUGUACACA